This is a messenger RNA of Monoraphidium neglectum, 867 nucleotides long. RefSeq names its product putative Signal recognition particle protein. Gene Ontology annotation, molecular function: GTPase activity; GTP binding; 7S RNA binding. Gene Ontology annotation, cellular component: signal recognition particle. The coding region runs from base 1 to 867 and encodes 288 amino acids. The record is from RefSeq and is a predicted model, not a curated record. Lineage: Eukaryota; Viridiplantae; Chlorophyta; Chlorophyceae; Sphaeropleales; Selenastraceae. The transcript is spliced from 5 exons. Gene Ontology annotation, biological process: SRP-dependent cotranslational protein targeting to membrane.
AUGGACGAGCUGCGGCGCAUGAAGGAGCGCGUGUCCCCCAGCGACACCCUCCUGGUGGUGGACGCCAUGACGGGCCAGGAGGCCGCGGGGCUGGUCAAGACGUUCAACGACCAGGUCGACCUCACGGGCGCCAUCCUGUCUAAGCUGGACGGCGACAGCCGCGGCGGUGCCGCCCUGAGUGUGCGCGAGGUCAGCGGCGCGCCCAUCAAGUUUGUGGGCACGGGCGAGACCAUGGAGGCGCUGGAGCCCUUCUACCCCGAGCGCAUGGCCAACCGCAUCCUGGGGAUGGGCGACAUGCUCACCCUCUACGAGAAGGCGCAGGAGGCCAUCAACGAGGACGAGGUGGAGGAGUUCAAGAGGCGCAUGGAGUCGGCUCGCUUCGACUUCAACGACUUUCUGCAGCAGUUUGAGCGCAUCAACAACAUGGGUGGCCUCAAAAUGCUCAAGCUCAUGCCGGGGUUCAGCCAGGUCAGUGAGAAGCAGCUGUACGAGGUCGAGAAGAAGGCCAAGAUGUAUAAGGGGCUCAUAGGCGCCAUGACACCAGAGGAGCGUGAGAACCCUGAGCUGCUGAUGAAGAGCCCCAGCAGGCGGCGCCGCGUGGCAGAGGGCUCUGGCCGCCAGGAGGCCGACGUGAGCCAGCUGUGCACCGAGUUUGCGGCCAUGCGGGUGCAGAUGCAGACGAUGGGCAAGAUGAUGAAGAUGGGGGUGCCAGGCCAGUCUGACGAGGCACUCAUGAAGGACCUCAUCCGCUCACAGCAGCCCGCGGUGCCGUCAGGCAAGGCGCGGCGGCGCAAGGACAAGGCUCAGCUGGCGGCGGAGCGGAGGAAGCCCUUGGACAAGAGCAAGGGCUUUGCCACCAAGCGGUAG